CCUUCGGCCCCGAGCGUGCCUGCUCGUACGGUGACCGCGGUAGCCGCCAUGUCCAUCUUUACCCCCACGAACCAGAUCCGCCUCACUAACGUGGCCGUGGUGCGGGCGCGGCGCGGCGGGAAGCGCUUCGAGAUCGCCUGUUACCGUAACAAGGUCCUGGGGUGGCGCAGCGGAGCGGAGAAAGACCUUGACGAGGUCCUGCAGACACACACGGUGUUUGUCAACGUGUCCAAAGGCCAGGUGGCGAAGAAGGAAGAUCUCAUUCGAGCGUUUGGGACAGAUGACCAAACAGAAAUCUGUAAGGUGAUUUUAUCAAAAGGGGAACUGCAGGUAUCAGACAAAGAACGACACACGCAGCUGGAGCAGAUGUUCAGAGACAUCGCGACUAUUGUGGCUGACAAAUGUGUGAACCCAGACACAAAGAGGCCGUACACAGUGAUCCUUAUAGAGAGAGCCAUGAAGGAUAUUCACUACUCUGUCAAACCACACAAAAGCACGAAGCAGCAGGCACUGGAAGUGAUCAGGCAGUUAAAGGAGACCAUGCAAAUUGAACGUGCUCACAUGAGGCUGCGAUUUAUCCUUCCAGCAAAGGAGGGGAAGAAACUAAAAGAGAAGCUUAAGCCACUGAUUAAAGUUAUUGAGAGUGAAGACUUCCAUGAACAGCUGGAAAUCGUGUGCCUUAUUGACCCAGGCUGCUUCAGAGAGAUUGAUGAGCUGAUCCGGAGCGAAACAAAAGGGAAAGGAACACUGGAAGUGCUCAGUCUGAAAGACGUGGAGGAAGGAGAUGAAAAGCUGGAAUGAUGAAAACUCUCUUAUGAACUGACUGGUGUUGGCCACUCUUUUCUGUUAGGCCUUCCUGGUUUUUUCCAGUCUCUUGCAGCCUUCUCUGACACUAAUCCUUUGGGAUUUUUCCAUGCAGCGUGUUUGGGGUUGUUUUAAUCAUUUUACACUUGCUUGGUUUACAAACGUCUUUGCCUGUAGGAACAUUUUGUGUCAGAGUUGCACUAAUGAGGAUUGAGCGAAGAUGUGAUAGAGAAGUUACUCUAGCUUUGGUUUACUUUAAGGGUUGCUAUUGGAGAGUGUUUGACUGAUAAGGUGCCAAUCAUUUUUACUUCAGGUUGUCAGUGUUGAGUGGAAGAUUGCAUCGGUCACUGAGGGGUGGCUUUUGUAUGUGAGGAGAGGAGCUUUAAGAAGAGAGACGUGCAUUUUCUUUAGAAAAAGAGGUGCAGAGUGUCUAAAAACUGGUCUCUUGGCAAUGUGAAAACUGACUUAGACUUCCCUGAUGGGCUGCUUGAGAAUUUAAAUACUUUAAAGGACCCUUCUGAAAGAUUUCCUCACCGGAUAGAACAGUAUUUGCUGACUUAGAAAAAAAUAUUCUGCAAAUAGCUUCUUCACAAAAUAUAUUUAGCUACAUUAAUAAAAAUAAAUUGUCUAUUUAUGUAUUCUAGGUACAGAAAGAAAUAAUUAUUUUCGUUAAUAAUGCAGGAGGUGUCUCUGGCCGUGGCAAUGCUCUUUGGAGGCUGGAGGGGGAGCCUGCGCUCGUGAGCUGUUCUCAAAUGCAUCUUGACCAGGCAGUAGUGGCCUCUGGCCGUUGAGCUUGACAGGCUGUUGUUGGACCGUAAUUCCCCAGUGGGAAGAGUUUGUGUGCGCCCCUUUGCUUUUCAGGGCAGUAGAGAACAAUUCUGGCAGCUGUCCUUUUACCUCUGUCUUUCUAAGCUGCUUUCUAAUACAUGCACAGAAUUCCCAGCCAGCUCUUGCAGCACAGUAUGUAGUUCUUGACAGUUUUGUUCAGUCUUGUCUCAGCUGUGUUAAAUAACUGCUUUUAAUUGAACUUGUGUAUUCCAAAGGACAGGAGAAGAGAGGAUGACAACUGGAGAAGGAGAUACUUAAAAUAGAAAGCACCAUGCAAAGCACCUGUACCUGGGGGACUUAAAGCUAAACUGUAAACCUUUAGCAUUAUUGCCUGUUUCCACACUGCUGGUAGGCAGCAAGCCAGGAGCUGCAGGCCAGCCAAGGGCUAGAUCUCUCUUCCAAAUGAGCGUGUGUUGUGUUCAUUGUUUGCUGUUUACUGAGAGCACUUGACUGCCUGACCCAUGACAACUGAACAGAGCCCUGGUUUGUACUCUUGACAGGGCCUUUUCCUUUGUACCAUUAACAGGUUGUGGAUUUUGUGACAUUUGAGCAGGGAGCGUUGAAGUCACCUGGAGGAGGAGGGGUUUGACAUGUCAGGUGCUGAGGGACUAGGUCCUUAGUCAGAGGCUUCUUCUCGGAAGCUCACUGCUGCAGCAGUCUGUGGGCUGUUGGCUGUGCAAGGUUGGAUAAAAUGUCUUUAGUAACACUUUGGAAGGCCCUGCCACUAGUGAGGCUGAGUUUUGCUGAGGGACAGUGAAACAACCGCUUUAUCCGAUUUAAAAUGCUUUCUCUUGCCCCUAAGGUAAUCUUCUGUGUGUUGAAAUGUUGCCUAGGAAAGUUUAGGGGCAUAAUUCCUGUAUUUGUCAUGUGGACAUGACCUCACUGUGGAGAUCUCUACAUGCAUGGCCAGAUAGUUGAGAUUCCUCGGGUGUACAAACCCUCAACUGCUUGUCUUUCAAAUGGCCAUCUCUUCAUGCAGGCUCGAUGAAGCACUGGAGAUGAUCAUGUUGGUAUUUAGCUUGUGACUGGCUAUUAGCAGCAACAUGCCAUUUAUAAAUCUGCAAAGGAGAUGCUGAGUAAGAGCCUCAGAGGAUAUUUGACAGUCCUGUAUUUCUUUGUUUUCAAUGUUCCACCCCAAGAGCACAGCAGGAUGGCUGCAGGUUAAAGAUCCCGAGUUACAGAAACUUGAUCUCAGCUGAUGUAUGAGCUUGGUGCUGGGAAGGCCAUUUCCUUAGAAAGUCUUUUUCUACAACUCUCUAGUAG
Messenger RNA from Strigops habroptila (Kakapo), 2895 nucleotides. RefSeq names its product SBDS ribosome maturation factor (gene SBDS). The coding region runs from base 49 to 801 and encodes 250 amino acids. Gene Ontology annotation, biological process: ribosome biogenesis; cytosolic ribosome assembly. The record is from RefSeq and is a predicted model, not a curated record. The transcript has 5 exons. Lineage: Eukaryota; Metazoa; Chordata; Aves; Psittaciformes; Psittacidae.